Porites lobata is the source of this 2194-nucleotide messenger RNA. NCBI's taxonomy places the organism in Eukaryota, Metazoa, Cnidaria, Anthozoa, Scleractinia, Poritidae. The record is from the annotation of a GenBank genome assembly.
AUGGCACAGAAUGUUUUUAACUCGGCCAGGUUUAUCGAUGGCUGCACUAGUUACAAAGCAGAGUCAAUUGCUUAUCACGAGAAGAGUGCAGCGCACCUUCUGGCACAGCAAUGCCAUAAAGCUAAAAUACACCCAGAAAAAACGCCAGCAAAUCUAGCCCGGCAGCAGAUGCUUAAACAGUACACCGGCAAGCUAAGAUUACUUUUCAGAAAUGCACACGCUGUAUCUAAGAACAAGAAGUCGCUUGCAGACUACCGAUGGCUCUGUGACUUAGAUGAGGUGAAAGGUCUUGCUAUUGGUGCGACGUAUCGCAACAGCAAAGCUUGUGGUACUUUCACCAAAUAUAUUGCAACGGCUGCCCAGAGUCAAGUUGCUGAGGAAUUAACAAAUACAAAAUUUGUCAGUGUGACGUCUGACGGUGCCACAGACUCUAGCAUAACUGAACAAGAGAUCGUUUUUGUCCGCUACAGCAGCAAAGGUGUACCAUUCACCAAAUUUGUUGGAUUGAAGCAGCCCAUCAGUCCCAAUGCCAGUGGUUUGCACAAAGCUAUUAUGGCGGCUCUAGGAGAUGUGGGAUUGGGUGAAGAAGAUUUGAAAAAGAAAUUGGUUGGGUUUGGUUGUGACGGAGCAAGUGUUAUGGUGGGGAAGAAGGGAGGAGUAUCAGCAUUUCUAACACAGUUGCAACCCAGCUGCAUCACCGUGCACUGUUUUGCCCAUCGCCUCGAGCUUGCAUACAAAGAUGCAGUGAAAGAGAACAAGCUUUACGACAGCUGCAUUGUCCUUCUAAUGGGAUUGUACUACUUUUAUCAUAACAGCCCAAAACAGCGACAAAAUCUAAAGCGGUCCUUUCAAAGUCUUAACCAGUCAUCAGUUAUGCCAACACGUGUGGGUGGGACCAGAUGGGUGGGGCACAUUAUCCUUCCAGUGGAAAACUUCUUAAAGGGAUAUCAAGCAAUUCGUGCUCAACUUGAAGAUUGCAUCUCGAAGAAGGUAAGUAAAAUCAUUGUGUACUUAGUUUGUGUAUGUAAAACGUACUACAUUUUGUAUUAUAAAUACACAACUACACUUACGUACUAACACCACAGGAAAAUUUUAGUGUUAUUCACAAUACUGAUAACAGUAUAAAACUUUAUUCAAUCACUAGGAAAAAGCUCAAACAAAAGCCAGAGGCUACUUAAAGCUAAUGAAACGCCCUGACGUGAUUGCUUUCCUUCAUCUGCUGCUUGAUAUGUUUGGGCCUCUGCGUGCUCUGUCCCUCACACUGCAGUCAGAUCAUACAACUUUGGCCGAUGUUGGUGAAAAAAUUCAAGUCGCUAAAAAUGCAAUCAUCUCCUUCAAAGAAAGGUACAUUACAAAAAUGCAUUAAACUUGUUUAUUCUGUACUAGUUAUGUCACCUCGACUCCUUUAGAUGAUUUACGGGAUUAUGUUAUAUUUUACAGUCAUGGUCCAAGACUAAGGCAGUUUUUUAAAGAUCACGAAGUGGCUGGCAGUUGCAAGGGUGAGCCGAUGACUGGCAAGGUAACUGAGGACAACUUUCACACAACGAAGUUAAAACCACUAGCAGAAAAGAUUUUAACGACAUUGGAAAAUAGGUUUACUGAUGUUUCAGAAGAUGUUGUGGCAGCAACCCGAAUUGCCAAUUUCAGACAGCGGCCACUAUUUUCAAUGAAGGAAGAUGUAACAGGUAAUGUGUCUUCAUCUACAUACAAAAGUUUUAAAAUGUUAUAACCAAAAAUAUACAGCAAUAAUCUUAAGUCAUGAUGUUCUGUGUAUUUAUAACAGUGUUUGGCGAAAAAGAACUCCAAGUCCUAUGUCAACGGUUUGCUGAAGUGUUUCAGCAUGCAGGUGUAGCCUCAGAGCAAGUGCAGACGGAGUGGGUGAUGCUGAAGUCUCAUCUUUAUAACAAGUGGGUUUAAGACUGACAUUUCUGAAAACUCAUGUAAUAGCAAAGUAAGUAAAUGCGAAUGCUUGAAAAAGUAUCCACUACAGCCGUUAAUCAAAUUUCUACUUUUCUUUAGGUACAAAGACAAAAUCCAAUCUCUUAAAUGGGCAGAGAUUUAUAGUCUUUACGAGGAGGGUCAUGCAAAUGUUCUUGCCAUCAUUGAUCUCAUCCUUACCCUACCAGCUAGUUCUGCUGCAAAUAAGCGUGGCUUUAGCCAGAUGAAACUAACGAAAACCAACACCCUAAGCUGA